AGGUACACCAAUCGAGCUCUACUCAAUCCCCCUCCUGCUCUUGUCCGUAUCCCGGACUACGAUGCACCAAUGCUGAGUCCUUCACUCUUGGAGUAGACAUUUAGUACUUCUAGAAAAUCACUUCCACAAACAGCAAGUCAUCACCUCGCAUUCCGAAUAAGCCAUUGAAAAUUCAACAAUCACCUGUUCCUGUGGUAACAUCAUACCUCUUUCAUCUUAGAACAACCUCAAGCACUAUCCAAAAUGGCGCCGGGCACGCAGUUGAUUCUGGGCCGCUACGAGAUGGUCACGGGGAAAGCGGGUUUCCUGGGCGAGGGGAGUUUCUCCUUUGUCCAGAAGGGGACCGAUAUUCAAACAGGGAUGGUUGUCGCGGUGAAAACGUUUAAGAUGGACGUUUGGGCCAAGAAUCCGUCCAUGAAUCUGGAGAAGUUUCAAAAGCAAAUCGACAUUUUGAACCUUUUAAUGGAGCCAGUAGAUCCGAACAAGAUCAAGUACGACUAUUUGAAGCACCCGCUCUUCUGGCAAGUGAACCCGAAGAAGGCUUUUUUAGAGAUGUGCGCGUAUUCCGUUCAAGCAGACGGGAGGCCUGGUAUAGACGCCAAGGACGGGGUGGUCUACUUGAUCACAGAGAAAGCGGACUACAGCAUGAAGGACUUCAUCGAGGAAAGAGCGAAAUCCGGGCAGCCGCUGGACAAGGCAACGGUGGCACAGUUAACCAAGGCGUUUCUGAUUGCCAUGGGGAUUUUGCACGCGAAGAACUUGACGCAUUUGGAUGUGAAGCCCGAGAACAUCAUGGCUUCCAACGGCACGUGGAAGAUCAUCGACGUCGACGGUUGUACGGACAUCGACUACAAACUCUACCCGGGCGACGCCUCGGUCGCGUUUUCGCCGAUCUACUGUGCGCCGGAGUGGGCGAACUUUUUGGUGGACCCGCCGGGGGAAUACUUGCCAAUUGUGGAUAAGUUGGACGUCUGGUCGACCGGGAUCUCCAUCGCGGAGCUGGUGACCUUGGACGUGGUGUUAAAAAACGUGUUCAAGGAAAUCAUGCGUGCGUGCGGCGACCCAAAUCAGUGCACGUUUCAAUUUCUCGCCUGGCUCGCGAACCCAGCGAACGCGGUUCCUUUCGUCCCGGAGGUGCAGAAUUUCGACCCCCAGUUCGUCGAUUUGGUCUGCGUGAAAAUGCUGACCAAAAGGCCGGCGGAGCGGUGGUCGCUCGCCCAGUGCAUGGCACACCCCUUCGUUGCCAACGUCGAGGUCCCCGGGUUAGACGUGCCCACCGCCGAGGGCGCGGGAACCCCGGCGCACUUGGGCGGCGCCAUGGCGGAUAACAUCAAGAAGAAGCGGAACCAGCGGCUGCAGGAUUCCGCCACGGACAAACCGCCGAUGAUGAAGGGCAUGAUGUUCAAACUGAAUUCCGACGGCGACAAGAAAAACAAGGAUCACUGGUUGAAGCGAGACAUGUGGCUUUCCAGCAAGGGCGACUUGUGCUACUUCUCGCAGAAACAGGCGAAGCGGCUGAUCCUGAUGGACCGCGCGCACUUGUCCACCGCGAACGUGAUUCGGCUGGAGAACGGCGACUGCGCGCUGCCGUUCGCUUUCAUGCUGGAUUCGGUUACCAACGGCACCGACCACGAGUCCCACUGGUUCGCGUGCGAAACGGCGGAGUCGCUGCAGCAGUGGGGGGCGGUGCUGGAGCACGUGAUCCAUAACCCCGACGCCGUGGGCGCGCUCGACGCGGCGUUCAAGGCGCAGCUCGGGAUCCACCAGGACUUCCGGGAGUUUCGCAUGAUGAUCCGGAACCGGCGGGACAAAACCAGCAACAAAGACGACUUCAAGCCGGUGUACGAGGCGCAACUGUGGAAGCUGAACCACGACGGCGAUCCGCACAACCCGAGCGACUGGCUGCAGAGGCGCAUGUGGCUCGCGAAGAACGGGAGUCUGUGCUACCAUUCCGCGAAAGAGAACAUAUCAAAUGCAAAUAUGUCUGGGUCUGGAAGAUUCCGAGAUUUGUCAUGCAGUUUUUCCAAGCUCCGCCACGUCUGCAAUGCAGGGCAUAGCAUCACAGGUUCUGCAGCCUCUUGGUGAUGCCUAUUCUGCAUGAGAAAUGCCCUCUCAGCAUGGCCAGAAAUGGACAGCUUUUGCAAGUCAUGCAAUACAGGUUCUUGUAUGAUUCGCAACAUACAUGAUCACAAGUUCGCAUCCUUUUAGACCCAGACUACAUAUUUGCAUUUGAUAGACCAAGGAUUUGAUGUACUACCGCCCGGAAGACAUCCGGUACAUCCAGUUCCGAAAAUUGUACGAUAACGAGUCUUGUCGACCGUUCAGUUUCGAGAUGACACCCCGGGCGCUCGAGGGGGUAGAGUACUCCCCCGGUAUCUUCGCGGCGGAGGAAGAGCAAGUGCAGACGAUUAUUAUGGGCUGCAUCGAGAGGUACCAGAAAAUCAAAGAGGAGAAGGAGAAGAACAAACGACGGGGCAGGUGA
Amoebophrya sp. A120 is the source of this 2482-nucleotide messenger RNA. Lineage: Eukaryota; Dinophyceae; Syndiniales; Amoebophryaceae. The record is from the annotation of a GenBank genome assembly.